Hemicordylus capensis (graceful crag lizard) is the source of this 1936-nucleotide messenger RNA. It is a transcript of the gene ACOT7, whose product is annotated as acyl-CoA thioesterase 7. Bases 97 to 1155 code for a protein of 352 amino acids. The record is from RefSeq and is a predicted model, not a curated record. Gene Ontology annotation, biological process: acyl-CoA metabolic process; palmitic acid biosynthetic process. Gene Ontology annotation, cellular component: nucleoplasm; cytosol; extracellular exosome. Gene Ontology annotation, molecular function: long-chain fatty acyl-CoA binding. NCBI's taxonomy places the organism in Eukaryota, Metazoa, Chordata, Lepidosauria, Squamata, Cordylidae. The transcript has 10 exons.
GCCUCCCUCCCCCCCCCGCUCGCUGUCCAGCAUCGGCCCGGUCUCCUCCGCGGCGCUUCCUCCUCCUGCUCCCGCUUUCUGCUUCUUGCCUGCCUCAUGCAGCCUCUCAGGGGUCCCGUCGGCGGGGGAGCCUGCCCCGGUCCGGCCGCCAUCCAGAUCAGCAGGAUCAUGCGCCCAGAUGAUGCCAACAUUGCUGGGAACGUCCACGGGGGCACCAUCCUGAAAAUGAUCGAGGAGGCGGGCGCAAUCAUUAGUACCCGCCACUGCAACUCUCAGUCUGGGGAGCACUGUGUGUGUGCGCUGGCUCGUGUGGAACGCACCGACUUCCUUUCCCCAAUGUGCAUCGGGGAGGUAGCCCACGUCAGUGCAGAAAUCACCUACACCUCCAAGCACUCCGUAGAGGUCCAAGUCAACGUGGAGUCCGAAAACAUCCUUACAGGGGUCAAGAGGGUGACCAACAAGGCUACUCUGUGGUACGUGCCUCUCGCUCUCCAUAACGUGCACAAAGUGUUGGAAGUGCCUCCGAUUCAGUAUCUGCAGAAGGAGCAGGAAGAGGAAGGCCGGAGACGCUACGAGGAGCAGAAGCUGGAGCGCCUGGAGACCAAGGAGAGGAACGGGGAUGUCAUCCUGCCGGUGAUCAACCCAGAUAGGCAAAGAAAAGAGCCCUACACGGUGGGCUUCAGCCAGUCCAGCUUGAUCCACCUGGUGGGACCGUCUGAUUGCACCAUGCAUGGAUUCGUCCACGGAGGUGUCACCAUGAAGCUGAUGGACGAGGUCGCUGGGAUUGUUGCCGCUCGCCACUGCAAGACCAACAUAGUCACGGCAUCCGUGGAUGCCAUCAAUUUCCACGAGAAGAUUAAGAAAGGCAGCGUGAUCACCAUUUCUGGCCGCAUGACCUUCACCAGCAACAAGUCCAUGGAGAUCGAGGUGUUUGUGGAUGCCGACCCCUUUGUGGACGAGUCGCAGGAGCGAUACCGCGCGGUCAGUGCCUUCUUCACUUACGUCUCUCUGAGCAAGGAGGGCAGGCCACUCCCGGUCCCGCAGCUGGUGGUGGAGACGGAAGAAGAGCGGCGGCGCUUUGAGGAAGGGAAGGGCCGCUACCUCCAGACCAAAGCCAAGCGCCAGGCACAGCUGCAGCCGCUGACUCAGCAAUGACGCCCGGCCCGCUUCCAGCCGAGCGCCGUGCUCUGCACACCUCCCGAAACAUCUCCACUUGGGGCAAAGGGAUGGCCGGCCCGGAGGCGGCCUUGGAUGCCCCCCAACUCUUCAGAGGACUGGUCCCCCGUCACUGGUUAGGAGCCCCCGCUCCACCCACCCCGGCAGCUGGGAGGUCUCUUGGGCUUGGGGCAGAGCGUGGGGAGCGUUGCGCGCCCGAGGAGUCGUGGAUUCCUCCCAGGGCCUCGGUAAGCGCUGCCUCCGUCUGUCCUCCACUUUGAAAAGCUUGUUGCCUUCACAACUUGGGCCCCUUGUGCUGCAAGUGUGGGCCUACAACUCCCAGCAUCCCUGGCUCUUGGCCACACUGGCUGGGAAUGGUGGGAGUUGUAGUCCCCAAGCCGCCGGCGGGCUGAAGUUCUGCAGCCCUGCAAGCCUAAACGAAGACCACGGGGGUCCUCGCGAUGGCUGUUCCAAUUUGGCUUGACCUCUCAGCAUCUCCCCGCUCCGUACCCGAGUUCUCUGCAGAGCUGGAGGUGCCGUUCGUGCGGAUCAUCCAGGGCCCCGCCUGUCCGGGCCGUGCCGUUCUUUCAUUCCCGUUCCAUGCUGCCCGUGAGCACCAAAAGCUUCGUCAUGCUAGCCCCACGCCGCCAGUGCUGCUUGGUCUUCUGUCAGGCGGGUCCCUCUUCGUUCCAUUCCACCUUUCUUGAAAUAUAAAUAUAGAUAUGUCUAAUUUAUUUAAGGAAUAUUGUGAAUAAAGGCCCGUGUUUGCCUUUGAAUGGGA